AUGGAGAAUCGUUCAGUACCUGGUCACCCUAGUAAGGGAAAUCGGGAUAAGGUAGAUGGUGGCAAUAUUCAGCAUGAGGGUUUUCAAAACCCUAAUCUGUCUUUUAAGAGUUUUGCAAACAGAUUGGGUGCUUCUGAUGUGAUAUCGUUUGCUCCACGAAGAGGAUCAGUUGUCAAUGAGAAACCUGAGGGAACUUACAUUAACGUGAUUGAUGAGUUGCUGAAAGUUACGGUUCCAGUUAAUCCUGGGGAUAAGUCAUCGUCAAAUAGUGGUGAGGAGAAUGUGAUCGGUGGAAGUCAAGCUGGUAUGGGUGACCCGAAACCUCUAUCAUAUGCUGAGUCAGUAUUGAAUAACAACUCUAAGAAGGUAAACUUUCGGAACCUUGCUAGCGUUGAGAAACAAGACGGUUGUGAUGUUGUUCUACCACGGGAUUCGGUUAGGGCUGUUCAGGAAAAGCUGGCCAAUACUUUGUAUGGUUACUUUUUGGGUGACCGAGUGGCGUACCCGGUUGUUGAGUAUUACGUUCGGAACAAUUGGAAAAGAUUUGGAUUGCAGAAAACGAUGAUGAACGCUAAUGGUUUUUUCUUUUUCAAGUUUGCGGACCAAGCUGGUAUGAUGAGCGCUUUAAAAGCGGGGCCGUGGAUUAUUCGAUCACAACCUUUAUUUUUAAAUAUAUGGUCAGCCUCUACUAAGCUCGAGAAGAAGGAAGUGAAAACGUUACAGCUAUGGGUUAAGAUUCAUGAUGUCCCAAUUGCUGCUUACACGGAAGAUGGGUUAAGUCUUAUUGCUACGGCCAUUGGUGAACCGAAAAUGCUAGAUUCGUAUACGACUAACAUGUGUAUGGAUGCUUGGGGUAGGAGUAGCUAUGCUCGGGCUCUAAUUGAGAUUUCUGCUGAAAAUGACUUUAAAGAGGAGUUAGUUAUCGCUGUUCCUGAUCUUGAUGGAGAUGGUUUCGUCAAAGAAAAGAUGUACGUUGAAUAUGAGUGGAGUCCGCAUAGAUGUGAUCAUUGCCGAGUGUUUGGCCAUUCCGAUGAGGCUUGCCCGAAACAAACUAGAACCAAUACGAAACAUGGAAACAUGGGGAGUAAUGGGAAUAAAAAUCAAGAGGUAGCCAAAAAUCGGGGUAAGGGGAAGAAUGUGGUUGAUGAUGAUGGUUUUACAACAGUGGAGGAGAAAAAGGCGGCGAAGAGGUCAGGCUUUCCAGUCAACAAGCAGAAACCAAAGUUCGAAUAUAGACCCAUUGGUAAGAAAACGGAUGGUGGUAUCAACAAGGCCGAGAGACCGGUUUCUCUUCAUUCUAGUAAUCCUUUUGAUGUUUUAAGAGAUGAUAUCGGGGAAUCUAGCAACUCAGGCCGAGAUAGGGAAGAGGGGGAUGUCAAGUCUGAUGAUGAAGAGGUUGUGGAAGUUUUUAAUGAAACGAAUGAGUUUCUUAAAGUCGACUCCGAAGUUAUUAAAAAAGGGGCAAGCACUCCUUCUUCCAAGGUGAUUAAAUGA
Messenger RNA from Helianthus annuus (common sunflower), 1494 nucleotides. RefSeq lists its product as uncharacterized. Lineage: Eukaryota; Viridiplantae; Streptophyta; Magnoliopsida; Asterales; Asteraceae. The record is from RefSeq and is a predicted model, not a curated record. The transcript has a single exon. The coding region runs from base 1 to 1494 and encodes 497 amino acids.